This is a messenger RNA of Aphis gossypii (cotton aphid), 6123 nucleotides long. RefSeq names its product neuropeptide SIFamide receptor-like. The transcript has 4 exons. Bases 591 to 1922 code for a protein of 443 amino acids. Gene Ontology annotation, cellular component: membrane. The record is from RefSeq and is a predicted model, not a curated record. Gene Ontology annotation, molecular function: peptide binding; G protein-coupled receptor activity. Gene Ontology annotation, biological process: G protein-coupled receptor signaling pathway. NCBI's taxonomy places the organism in Eukaryota, Metazoa, Arthropoda, Insecta, Hemiptera, Aphididae.
GGCCGUUUCGCCGCGCGCACGCACACCGCACCGGUCACGAGUCGCCGUCGCACCGUUAUCGCGUUACUUCCCGUUUCGUCUUCCGGGUCGCGGAACCAUGCGACAUCUCACCACUGCCGCCGCUGGUCUUCCGCGGUGUCCGAGACGCGUAGUCGCUCUGUCGUCGUCACCGUCGUCACCGCAGUCACCGCCGUCACCUGCACGACCGUCCAGUUGCCACUUGUUGACGACCGCCGCGAAACUCGUCGCCGACGAGUCGCGGUUUUUUUUCUCGGCCGUUUUGCCCCCGCACAAUUGCCGUAGUCUUUAUCCAGAGCAGAGUUUACGUUAAUAAUACAUAAUAUUUUAUUUUAUUUUUAAUAUUAUUUUCGCGUCACGGUACAACUCGCACAUACGGUUUAGGUGUAUCGUAUUAUUAUUAAAAUAAUAUUAAUAAUAUACUGUUUCGCAUUCGCGUCCGUUGGCUUGUCGGAAGAUGCGGUCGACUAUCGACGCGUAAUACCGUGCCGUUUAAAUAUUAUUGUAUUACACUACCUACGUUAAAUAUAUAAUAAAUAAACACACGCAUACAUAUAUAUAAAUACAUAUAUAUGGAGUUUCCGAGCAGGGACGCCAACCAGAGCGGUGGCGCGUUCUGGGAUUACGAUGGACCGGACAAUUGGCCGUGGCAAAAGUACCGGAUGAGGUACUCGCCAGAGGUGACGGUGCUGUUUUGCAUCGCGUACACGGCCGUGUUCGUUGUGGGCUUUGUGGGCAACAUGUCCGUGGUGCUGGUGGUUUACAAGAACGUGAGGAUGCAAUCGUCGCCCACCAACAUAUUCAUCGUCAACUUGGCCAUAGCCGACCUGUUAGUCAUCGUCGUCUGCGUGCCGUUCACUCUCAUCGGCAGCAUCACCACCGAGUGGCGUUUGGGACUGGUCAUAUGUAAACUUGUGCCGUACUUUCAAGGGGUGUCCGUAAACGCAUCAAUAAACACGUUGAUGGCCAUCUCCGUGGAAAGAUGCUUAUCCAUUUGUUACCCUAUGAACCCUGUGGGCAAAGGCAUCUGUAAACGAGUCGUGGCCAUCAUAUGGAUCAUUUCGCUCACUAUCACUAUGCCAUGGGCCAUAUACUUCGAUCUACAGCCCAUGGAAGAAGGCAGCGAUAAUCAGAUCUGCCUGGAGUCGUGGCCGACCGUGGAAAGCGGCAACUUGUACUUCGUGUUGGCCAACCUGGUGCUGUGCUACAUGCUGCCGCUGACGGUGAUCGCGGUGUGCUACAUGUUCAUCUGGCAAAAGGUGAGCCGGCGGAAGGUGCCCGGCGAGCCCGUGCACAACGGCGCCAACAUGGUGCAGCGGUCCAAGAUGAAGGUGAUCACCAUGAUCAUGUACGUGGUGGUGCUGUUCGCGGUGUCGUGGCUGCCGCUUUACGUGGCGUUCUCGCUGAUCAAGUUCUGGCCGCUGCCGCCGGCCGUCGAGAGCUACACGGUGGCCUCGCUUCCGGUCGCGCAGUGGCUGGGCGCCGCCAACUCGUCCAUCAACCCGCUGCUGUACGCCAUAUUCAACCACCGGUUCCGGGACGGUUACCGGGCCCUGCUGUCCGGCAAGAUUUGCCAAGCGUUCGACUACAGCAACUCGGUGCGGUACCUACGCGGUGGCGGCCGGGCCGGAACCGCGGCCGCGUUCAAGCGCAACAACAACGACUACGACAACGGCGGCGGCCGCGACCGCAACCGCAAGACCAUCGGUGCCAUAUACGUGCACGCCGCCCGUCAAGCGGACGACCGACGGACUCAGCAGCGACCGGUCCAGCAACUGCAUCCGCCGCCCGUUCGCCGACCCGCCAAGUCGUCGUCGGUCAGGGAAACGCACGUCGCCGAAGGGUCCGCCGGCGGUCCAGUGGUGCAGUUCUGUCCGACGAACGGCGAAAACUCGUUCGUGUGACCCGACAACCCCGCUCACCCUCGCCCAGCCGUCGGAUCGAGUGCAGGACUCGAGACGAGAUGACGGCGACCUUUGCAGUGCUGCAGCCGAUGCAGCUGAUAUGUACAUACAUAGUGCAUAGGACUCGUAGACUGUACGAUAUAUUUAAUGAAUUUGCUAUAUAAUAUCAUACUGAUUUGUCUACGAUAAUAUUAUUGUAUUAGUGUGAAUGUUAGACGACGGGCUAUAUAGGGUGAAUUGUUUUAUUUUUUCACGAAAUCAACGGUCACUUGAUCGUUGUCUAAACUUGCGCACAAAAAAAAAAAAUGCUUUAUAAAUGUCUGAUAAUCAAUCGGUAAACAUAAAUUCACCUGAAGUAUCGUAAUAAUAUAAUAAUUUAAUAACGAAAAACGUCAGAGACACGUGAUAUAAUAUAGUGUGUAUUAUUAAUCUCCUAAAGAUCUAAGUUCAUAGGAGAGCUUAAUCCGCCGUUUGUCAAACAAGUUUCUUAUAAGUGUUAAUAUUGUUUUCAUUCUAACAAUACGGUUUAUUCUAUCGGUUUUUAAACUCUAAAAAACUUAAAAAUCUUUUUUUUCACGCAAUUAUACGAAAUAAUAAAUAACAACUUUUAAUAUUUUUUGUUGGUUCAUGAAAUCACAUAGAAAGCAGAUUAACUCGAAUUAUUAUUUCUUUCUGAAUUUAACUGGUUUAAAGUUAUUUAAUAACUGACUAGAUUAAUGAUUGACCCUUUUUGUUGUCGACAAUACGGUCAAAAGUGAAUACUUUUAUUGAAAUUACACGUAUAUCCAGUGAUCUGAAUAAAAUACAGUUGUAGCAUGUAACCACCGUUUAAUAAAUAUAUAUUUAACUUCUCGUUAAUGUUAUUCCUAAUCUUAAAUUUACACGGCAACAAUAUAAUAUACUUACUACGAAGAUACCCAUAUUUGUGUAUAUUAAUUUUUCAUAAUAUAUUUUAAAAGAAACGAAAGGUGAUUAUUAUAAUUUUGAUUUCCUCAUUCGAAUUUGAUCGGAUCUCAUAAGUUUAUGUUAUACAUUUAUCAUAUCCACGUAGAAUGUUGUUCGCAGUAUAUUAUAUUAGUUUGCAAACUUCAUCAGAUAGGAAUUUCUCCGGAAACGGCUCCGGCAUUUGCCCGUAUUAAUAAUAAAUUAUUAUCAUUAUAAAUAUUACAACAGUGCGUGAUCACCCUGAAAUAGAAUUAGAAUGCACAUUCCUAACACAAAUUUCGACGCCAGAGAUCUCGACCAAAUCUGAAUAAAUUUCAAAUGAAAGAUCUCAAUCAUAUCACGGUAGAACCUACCAAUAUAAUAAUAUAUAAUACGUCCUUUGAGGUGCCAGCUGUAAUGACUUAUCUCGAUUAUCAUUAUUUUACUUUAUAUUGAUUGGUAGAUAUACAAUACGAAUAUGCCACGGGGAUUCGCCGUUAUUAAUUUCCAUAUAAUAUACGAUUUAUUUUAUAUAUGAUGCAAUCGAGAACUAAAAAUGUGAUUAUCGAAUUGGUCCAACAGUAAAAUAAAAAUAAAAAAUAAUUAAUGAUUAAAUAUCGUCGUAACUCGUAACUAUAUGUGGUGUUAACGACGAUAACAAUGACGACAAACAAUAAAAGAGAAACACUUAAUAUAUUAUAAUAUUUAUACAUACAUUUGUCUUGAAACUUAACUACGACGUUAUAUUAUGUUAUGCUGUAAUAUUAUUAGGUACGUCUGAUAAUUUUUAAAAAGUGCACAGACGAUCCAAAUGAAUAUACUUAAAACAUAAAUAUUAUAUUGAAUAACUAAACAUAAUAUUAUAUAUAUAUAUAUAUUUAUAUACGAUAUCAUUAAAAUGUGUAUCCCACUGCCUUCGUAGCGUUUAUUGAUUGUUAAAUAAUAUGUUAUUAUUAUUGUUUAGUGUUUUUCGUUUUACGUCACAUAUUAAUAUUAUAUAUAAUAUCAAAAUAUGUAUAAAAAAAACUAUACGUUCCCGCUCAAAUAUCUAUUCGUAUAAAUGGUUGAAAUUAAACAGCCUCGAGAUCUCAUUACGAACGUGUAUAACGCACAACAACAAUAGAAAUAAUAUUAAUAAUUAUAAAUAAUGUAAGUUGUAACUUAUAAAUUAUAAUAAAUUAUUUUGUACACGACGAUAGUAUACGUAGUACCAUAAUAAUAGUGGUUCUAUCACGCGUGUUUCGCCAUCACUCUAGUGGUGUACGUCAUAAUUUUAUUAUUAUAGUUAUUGUUUUUACCUAUAUUAUUAGGUUUUAUUGUUUUAUUGUUUCACAUUAUUAUUAUCAUUGAACGAUGGACUUGUUAAUCGUAUCCUAGCGAUAGAAAUCGUAGUUAUAAUCAACACGACAAACGCGUAAAUCGUAAUAAUAUUAGUGUACGAUUUAAAUUACAAUAUCACGCGAGUAUUAAUGAUAGAAACAACAAUAUUAGACAAUAAUAAUAAUAAAAAAGUGUAUUGUUAAUAUUAUUUUAUACAUAAUAAUUAAAUUAUAUUAUAUUAGUUGAACUUACAUGCUUUUAUACGAGAGACGCCUUCUUCAGAAGCAUAUAUUUAUAUUAUAUAAAAACAUAUUAUAUUCAUGUAGGUAAGACAUCAUUAUUGUGUAUAUAAUAUAUUAUAUUAAAUAACAAUAUACGUAUGUAUGAAUGUAUGUUAUGUAUUACACACGCGUAAGUGCAACACAUGUUUAAUUAUCUAUAAUAGGUAUAUUUUUAACGAUAUAAUAUUGGUAAUGUUCAUAGACAUACUUAAAAGUACAUUAUUAUUAUUGUUAUUAUAAUUAUUAGGGCUACGGUUUAAAUUCCCUAGAAACUAUCAAGGAAUGUUUUAAAAAAUAAUAGCCCAAAAGCCCCAAAAUACCGAGUAUAGUAAUUAAUUUUAAAAAUGACCUAAUUUGUUAAUAUUUUAGCAUAGAAAAUCAAAUUAAUGCAACUUAAUUUAAUAUUAAAGAUAAUAGAUACCAUUAUAAUUUUAAGAUAACAAAAUUUACAUGAAAAAAUUGGACAUGUAAGAAGCAUUGAUUUUUUUAUUGGUGAUGAUCAUUAUCAUAGGCUGUAUUGUUCACUCCUAAAUAUAAAAUUAUAAAACUAAGAUUAUGUUAAAUUCUGUCUUUUGUAGGUACCUACUACCUACCUAAGUACCUAUUAAACUACAAGCAUUUCAUUAAACUUCACCAACCAUCUUGAUAUUAGCGGUAUUAAAAAUACAUAAUUAAUACGUAAUACUAAAUAAAUGCAUGAAUAUUCACUCAAAAUGACCUGAGUAUGUUUAAAUAAUGCAAAAUCAAAGUUUCACUUUUAAAGUAUCUGUUUUGAAUAAAACGAUUUUUUUACAUUUUCCUAUAGAGUACCCCAAAUAAAUAUUUUUUGCAUUAAAAUCCAGAUCCUUAAAAUUAUUAUUAUCAUCAAUAUGAAUAUGAAAUAUUAUUUCAUGAUAUUUAAGCCACUAUUCGAGUAAUUUAUUUUGAAAAUAUCCAUUCAUUGUUUCAAAAUGUGUUUAAUACAAUAAUAUAUCGUGUUUUAAAAAUAUUUUUUUUUUACAUUACUGAUUUUGAUUUUUUACAAAACAAUAUUUUAAACAAAGAAAAAUAUAAAACUUAUACUCAGUUCAAGUUCAAUAGAAUUAUUAACUAAAAUUCGUUUGUCCCGUUUAGCUUGUUAAUGUCGUUGUUAAUGUCUUAAUAGACAUUUGUGAUUUUCUGCUCACCAAUAUUCACCAUGACCAUAUAUAUUACGUGGCCAUUGUUUUAUUCGAAUUUAAUUUUCUUUUUGAAUUGGUUUUUGGGCUUUCUUCGUGAAACGCCGAGAUACAUCGCUCAUACCAUAAUAACACGAUAAUAAUAAUAGUAAUAACAAUAAUAAUAUUUGUACGCUAGUAAAUCGUCUAGGUUUCAGUCAUCUAAUUCUAUCCAAAAUGACAAUAUAAUUUGCGGUUAUUUCACAAAAUGGGUAUAUAAUACAUAAAUAAAUGUCGACGAUCUAUUCCGUCUAUACUGCAGUUCUCGCGUCGAUCUACAUAUUUAUACACAUACACAAUAAUAUUAUAAUAUAAGUAGAACGUUUGUCCGAAGGCUGUGUAGAUGUAACGAAACGAUAAUAUAAUAACAUCAUUAUAUUAUUAUUAUAAUAUAUAUUAUACGUAUAUUAUUAUUACUCGUAUUUUAUAUUAUAUUAUGAUGUUAUUGGACAAUAAAGUUGAAGUUUAUAUUGUGUACGA